Messenger RNA from Penicillium chermesinum, 1188 nucleotides. RefSeq lists its product as uncharacterized. The record is from RefSeq and is a predicted model, not a curated record. NCBI's taxonomy places the organism in Eukaryota, Fungi, Ascomycota, Eurotiomycetes, Eurotiales, Aspergillaceae. The transcript is spliced from 2 exons. The coding region runs from base 1 to 1188 and encodes 395 amino acids.
AUGGUCUCCUCUACUGCUCUCACGACCAAGGUCGAGUCGGGCUCACCAUACCAGCUGGACAAUCCACAAGUCCAAAAAGCUUCCUCUGCGCUGCUGCGCCAUAUCAAGACCAACCAAGUGGAGCAAGAGAAGAACGCAACCAAGAAAACUUUGAUCGGCGACAAUGAUUCCGAUGAUGAGGAAACGCCCCUCAAGAACGAAGCCAUUUGGCUAAUCCUCACAACCAAGAAGCAUGUGGUUGAUAAGAACCGCUUGAAGCCUGGAAAAAUCAGCCUCCCUCAUUCUCUCAACUCGUCGCCCUCGCUCAGUAUCUGCCUGAUCACUGCCGACCCACAGCGCGGUGUCAAGGAUAUUGUUGCCGACCCCACAUUCCCUCAAGAACUUUCGUCACGCAUCGAUAAAAUUAUUGGCUUUAGCAAGUUGAAGGCCCGCUACCAGAGCUUCGAGAGCCGCCGCCAAUUGCUCUCUGAGCACGAUGUCUUCCUGGCUGACGACCGCAUCAUCACCCGAUUGGUUCCUACCCUUGGCAAGGCCUUUUAUAAGUCCAGCAAGCGUCCGAUCCCUAUCCGCAUCGCCGCGAUCGAGAAGGUGGAUGGUAAGCGUGUCAAGAAAGACCCGAAGAACAAACCUUCCAAGGACGAGCGAAGCGCAUCUUUUGCCUCCCCAAUAAUCGUCGCCAAGGAGAUUGAGCGAACCUUGCAGUGCGCUUCAGUGCAGCUUGCUCCAUCUACCACUGCGGCCGUUCGUGUCGGCUCAUCCAACUUCAGCGCCGAGCAACUUUCCGAGAAUAUUGCCGCUGUUGUACAGGGAAUGACUGAAAAGUUUGUCUCCAAGGGCUGGAGAAACAUCAAGGCUCUUCACAUCAAGGGCGCAAACACCAUGGCCAUGCCCAUCUGGCUCGCCAGUGAGCUUUGGGUCGAGGAUGCCGAUGUCGUUGAGGAGGCAGAGGAGACUCCCGCCAUCGAGGCUGGAAAGAAGGACAAAAAACGCAAGUCUGUGGAAGAUGGAAAGCUGCUCGAGGACAAGAAAUCGAAAAAGUCGAAGCCUGCGGCCGAUGACGACGAGACUGCUUCAGGAGCGGCGCGAAAGGAGAAGCUGAAGCAACUCAAGGCCAAGGCCCUUGAAGAUGGAGAGUCCACCAGUGCUGAUGCUAGCAAGGAAAAGAAGAAGAGAAAGUCGACUUCAUGA